UGCGUCAAAGUAAAAUUAAAAACGUUGCCUGUAUAACCCAACAUACUUUCGAAACCUCCAUUCUUCUCCGAAGUCUCCCUCGAGUCCGUAAACAUUCCCACAAUGAACUUUCUGGAUAAAAAUUUCACGUAUCGUAUGUAAUGCAAGAUAUUUGUUGAGAUUUAACCGAUGCGAUUCCUGAGGCUCUCUAAUUUUUGCAAGAAUGGAUUUUUCUCUGUCACACUUCAUGGAUUUUCUACUGCAAAAGCUUCUGCAACUGCAAGAAUCUAUAUGGGUAUAUCUCGAGCGUUUUUUUCAACCUUUCAAGAAACCAAAAAUGAUGAUGUUGAGAAAAUGACAUUAGUAAAGAGUUUAGCUUCUGUAAUUGUUGAAUCUUCAUUUGAUGAUAAUGUUAAGGACAAUAGUAGGCCUGAAAUGGGUAGAAUUGGGAUGAAAAGGUUGUUGGAAAUGCGUGCUAAGAAGAGAGUAAAGCAACACUAUGUGAAUGGGAAGUUUUAUGAUCUUUUUAUGAAGGUUAUUGCUGAUCCUAAGACCCUUUUGGAUGCUUAUAAUUGUAUUAGAGUGAACUCAAAUGUUGGCGUGGUGACAUUGGAAAACGCGGGCAUUUGUUUUGAGUCGUUGGCGGAAGAUCUUGCAAAUGAUAGAUUUGAUGUGGAAGCUAAUACUUUUAAAGUCUCGACGAGGGGUCGUGCAACAAAAGAAUCCCUAGUUCUUCCUAACUUGAAAUUGAAGGUAGUCCAAGAAGCUAUGAGAAUAGUUUUGGAAGUUGUUUAUAGGCCUUACUUCUCAAAAAUAUCUCAUGGUGGUCGAAAUGGAAGAGGGCACUUAUCGGCUUUUAAGUACAUUUGUAAAGAGAUAUCUAAUCCUGAUUGGUGGUUUACCGUGCUUGUUAGUAAGAAGUUAGAUAGUGUAGUACUUGCCAAAUUGCUCUCGACAAUAGAGGACAAAAUUAACGACCACCGAUUGUGCAAGAUGAUUCGUAGCAUGUUUGAUGCACAAGUACUUAAUGUAGAAUUCGGAGGCUUCCCGAAAGGUCAUGGCCUGCCUCAAGAGGGAAUAUUGUCUCCUAUAUUGUUGAAUAUUUAUCUUGGCCUAUUUGAUGAUGAGUUCCAUAGAAUGUCAAUGAGAUAUGAGGCUCUUGAUUCUAGUUCCAAGCAUGAUGAAAAGGCGUCUCAGUCAAAGUUGAGAAGCUGGCUAAGGAGGCAUAUCAAAUACAACGCGGAAAACCCAAUAGACUGUGAGACUUCUGGUCUUAGAGUUUAUUCUUGCCGCUUUAUGGAUGAAAUAUUCUUUGCUGUUUCUGGUUCCAAAGCGGCUGCAAUUUCACUCAAAUCUGAAGUUCAGAGUUACUUUCAAGGUUGUCUUCAUUUAGAUGUCCACUGCGACACAGAGAUUGUGCAAUGUAGUUCAGGCCAAGGUGUUCGUUUUGCUGGUGCACUUGUUCUUAGAAUCAUUAGAGAUAGUCCAGCAGUAAGGGCAGUUCACAAGUUAAAGGAAAAGGUGAAAUUGUUUGCCUUACAGAAACAAGAAAUUUGGGAUGCUGGGACAGCGCGAAUAGGUAAGAAGUGGCUGGCUCACGGAUUAAGGAAGGUUAAGGAGUCCGAGAUUAAACAUCUAGUUGAUCAUAACUCUCUUUUGAGCAAACUAUCCUGCUAUCGUAAAGUUGGCAUGGAAACUGAUCACUGGUAUAAGCAGUUAAUAAAGAUUUGGCUGCAAGAUGUACAAGCGAAAGCUGCAAGCAGUGAGGAAUUUAUCCUAUCUAAGUACAUUGCUGAACCGUCACUUCCGCCAAUGCUUCGUGAAUCAUUUUAUGAGUUUCAGAGGCUUGUUGAAGAAUACAAUUGUUCUGAAACUGAAUCUCUUCGUUCUCUGUUGCCAAGCUGUGAACUAUCUCAACAGAGUGAGGCCAUAACAAAGGUUAUCGCGCCUAUCAAUGUUCUAAAGAAACGUCUGUUAAGAUAUGGACUAGUCAAUGAUGAAGGAUAUGCCCAUGGAGUUCGGGCUCUUAUUUUACAGGAUAGCAACCAAAUAAUAGAUUGGUUUUCUGGUAUUGGACAUAGAUGGCUGAGAUGGUAUAGUGACUCUGAAAAUUUUGGCGAGUUAAAAAUAAUUGUUUCAGACCUGGUUAGGAAGUCCUGCAUCCGCACACUGGCACUGAAGUAUAGGAUACAUGAAUCUGAAAUAGAGAAAUGUUUUGAGUCGCAGCUGAGCAGGAUUUCACUUAGCUUGAAUGUAGAGGAUGGAAAUUCUGAAGAUACAUUGGAUUCUUGUGCUCACAAUAAUGACGAGGCAUCGAUGUAUGGAAUUCUUUAUAGUGGCUUAUGCCAACUGUCUUUAGCCAGGAUGGUGAGCGAGUCCAGGCCAUGUAACUGUUUUGUCACGGGUUGCUCAGCUGCUGCGCCGUGCGUUUACAUUCUGCAUGUGAUGGAAAGACAGAAAUUUCCUGGUUGGAAUACAGGGUUUUCAAGUUGUAUUCAUUCAAGUUUGAAUAGAAGACGAAUUGGGCUGUGUAAACAGCACCUAAAAGAUCUUUAUAUGGGUGAUAUAUCACUUCAAUCUAUUGAUUUUGGUUCCUGGAAUUAGCUCUGAGUAGGAAAGGAGGUAUUUCUAUAGAAAAUGGUUAAUCAUUUAUCAAAUUGAUGAAAUUAAGACACAUAAAGGAGGCUUGAUCUCAGGAAAGCUCAAUGUCUUUUUAGGGAUCUGGAUUUGAAGAUUUUAUGAUGGAACUCUUUGUUUAGUUGGUGAUAAAAAUAUUGUUUACAUUACCACUAAGACAUUGUUGGGAUAGAGUUCUGGUACUUCUGACGAGGUGAAGAACGUGAUAAGAGCUAUAGUAUGUUGGUGACUUGAUUUCUUGGUGACUGGAGUGUUGUUCUCUUCUUCAAAAACAUCUUGAACAUUCAUUUUUAUUCCGUGGGUCGUUAUUGUAAUCUUCAGAUAUGCAGGUAAGAGUUUCAUGUUGAAGAUGCUUAUAUAUAUAUAUACAUCAUUUAUACUUCAGUUUGUAAAUAUCUUGCAAAUAUCACAUUUAGAUGUAUGCUACUACUUAGACAUCCAUUGAGCGGCUAAGCCAUGACUGAAGUUGUGAGAAAAUGGGAGUAGGCAGAAGAAUCAUGUAAACUAUUUCUGUGAGCGAAAAAGAUCAAACUUAACAUAUUUUGUGAGGGAGGGGAAUCCUAUUUCUUCUAGAAAGAUGUUGCAAUUAAAUGUUUUCAUUUCUUUUUGUUAGAUAUUAAAGCAGCGUCUCAACAUUGUAAUGUUCAGCUAUCUUCUGUCUAACUUCUAGAGGUUGAAUGCAUCUGAACCUUUCCUGGUGGUUGUCAUUGAUUCAUUCAUUCCUUUAUUUGGUCAUUAAGAUCAUUUGGAGCUGUGGGACUGUCAGGAGUUGGAAGAGAUUCAUGUUGUGGCCCUAAACCAACAUAUUGUUGCACCACUAACACAGAACUUGUUGCUGCAAAAUCUGAUGAAGCUAACAUGUCACCUAUUGCUCCAAGCUCAGGACACUCGCUCCAGUCUGUUAGACCGGCUGUAAGUGGUGAUAUAAUGCCUUGUCCUCUUCCCACUAUGUAAAGAUCGUGAAUGCUAUCUAUUGCUCUUAUGGAAGCCACCGUUUCCUCCCCGUUGUUUACGAUCCUCUCUGAAUAUUUAUCACAGUCAACACUCGUGGGUCCACAGGCUCGCGGCUCGGUUCGACAUGAUUUGUUCUACUAGCAUCAUCACCUGGUAUGAACCGCAUUACAGUAACGGUGAUGGUUGGAUGUUCCGACAUUCUCAAUGCAUAUGAUAGUGCCUCCCUGUCAUCUGGUCCACCAAAGAAGAGCACUGCUAUGUUAUGAGACACUUGGUUAGCAGCCAAACGGGUUGACCCACUUAGCCCUCUAUCUACUAGGAUCCCAACUGAGCAAGGGGAAUUGGCUAAUAAAUUCUGGUUUAUUAUUCGAAAGGCUGGGUUUGUUGAUUCCAUGCCCCCAUCUACUGUUUGUUGCUUAUGGAAGGGAAUAAUGAUAAGUGCAACUCGCUUUUCUUCUGCCAAGUGGCAAAUAUCUUCGUGCAUUGUAGAGUAGGGGGAAAUUGCUGUGAGGGGCUGAACUGAGACAGAUCCAGAUUGAGCAUGCUGCUCAUAAUUCUCAAAGGCAUUGAUGAUAUGAUCUGACUGUGCCUGUGUUCUGUUGAGGGCUGGUCGGCCUGACUUUCUGGUAUUAUGGACUAUGAGCAUUGCUGAUGCUCGUCCUGUAAGUUCUACUAGAUGCAGUACAUACACACAUAUUGGGGAUCUUCUUGUUGGGUGGCUAGCUUCCAGGAGAUUUAUGAUGGUCGGCACAUUUCUUGGGGUGUGGAUGCAAGUCAAUAUUCUCAGUUCCCCAUCUGGUUUUGAUUUCUGUAUGGUUCUUCUCUUAUAUGCCACAGUUCUUCUUGCUGGCCUGUAAAGUAACGUGACCAAGGGACCAAUCACACUAGUCAUCAUCAAUGCUGAGAUUACCAUGAUUGAAAAUGAAGCAUCAUCUAAAACCUGCAACAACAUAAUUGAUCUCAGGGGGGCAAAAUUUGUUCAAGGGACGAUCAUUUCGACUAAACCUUUGGUGUUCAUGAGCAAACCGAGGGUGAUUCCUUCACGGAUGGGCAUGUUGUAAAAGUAGGAGACAGCAGCUGUGCCAGCAACCUUGCCAGAACAAGCCAAUGCAAUGACAGCCAAGAGAUUGGCCCAGACUUUAGGGCCGCCGAUUUGACGAAUAUCAGUCUUAAGACCACUAAUGGCAAAAAACAGCGGAAGUAGAAGGCCUGACACGAAAUCUUCAAGCUUUUCUAUUAGGGUUACCCCUAAAGGUCCAUUUGGAAUGAUAAGGCCAAAGACAAAAGCACCGAACACAGAAUGUGUCCCUAUGGCAUCUGUGAUGAAUCCUGAGAUCAUAACCCCCGUAAGGAUAAGACAUAUGUAAAAGUCGCUGAAUGGCUCACCCUCAGGUGUCCGACGAAUCAUCCACAUUAUGAUAGGGCGAACCAAGAAGAUGCACACGACCACGAAAGCUGUACUCGAAAGAAUCACCCAAAGAGAAGUUAGAGCAGAGGCAUCAGUCUCAGCUAGGGCAAUCGCCAAGGCUAAGAGAAUCCAAGCACAAAUGUCAUUCACAAGGGCUGCUGACAUGGAGAUCCGCCCAAUUUCUGUGUUGAUGAGCUUGAGCUCCGCUAGAAUCCUAGCUAGCACAGGAAAAGCUGUGACAGCAAGGGCGACGCCAAGGAAAAGCACGAAAGUCCCGUGAUGAGUGUCGUCUUCUUUGUGUUGCAUUAAGAGGGAGAAGGUGCAUCCGAUGAGAAAGGGUAAGAUCAUUCCGCCAAGUGCAAUGCUAAUUGCUUUUCUUCCUGUGCGCUUGAUUACCGCAAUGUCCAUCUCGACCCCUACGAGAAAUAGGAAAUACAAUAGUCCAAUGUUUGCCAUUGUUUCCAGCACCAUCACACUUCUUAGAGGGAACAUUGUGUUUGCAAAAGUUUUAUUUCUCCCCAAGACUGACGGUCCGAGUAUAACUCCACCCUGUGGGAUUAAAUACAAAUAAACAAGCAAAAUUUGUUAGCAUACUUUACAAAAUUCACCAAUGUGCUCUACAUAUACAUAUGCCAUCAAAAUCUAAGUAAUUUUUAGGUACUCAUGCAGGUCCCUCUAGUAUCUAUUUAAGGACCUAGCAGGUGAGGAGAAUCCCAAGACAAAGCCCUCGAAUCGUAGCUGCUCCUAUUGAGCUAAGCUCCUACCUCUUAAUUAACAUCAAAAACUAUGUAUAAUAAGAUUACAGAUUAUAUAAUUUGAGACAUACAUAAAGAAUAUGUUUAAUUUUAUUAAUUUUUUUGGCAAUGUCUUUUCCUUUUGUAAAGAAGGUUGAAAAAGAUGGCCUAUGAUUCUACAUUUUACCUAAUUUUCUCUUCGUUCUUUUGAUUUUGUCUCUUUUAAUUAAGUAAACUCUCAAAAUCAAAGGAACAAAGAAGUUAAAAUUGCAACGAUCGAGUCAUGAAAUCACAAAAAAAAGUAUACUUACGAGGAUUUCAGCGAUAACACGAGGUUGGCGAAGAGGUUUGAGGAGAUAAACAAGAACGCGAGUAACAAUAACGACUAUUGUUAAUUGCAAGAUAAAAAGUGGUAAAGAAUAAUCCAAGGGAUUAUCUCCUUGCCAUACACCAUUUGUUGUUAUCAUUGUUGGUGCAUAACAUACAAUGGGGCUAGCCUCAACCGGAGGCGUUAUCGUGCUUGUAUUUUGUGCCAUUCUUAUUCAAGAAAGAUCAACAAAAUGGAUAUACACUAAACCAAUCAAUUGAUCACUUUCGUUUGAACUCAAACUAUGUAUUUAGUUUGGUAUUUAAUUUAAUUUAUUUUCCCCUUGAAUAUAAACACAUACU
Molecule: messenger RNA, 6381 nt
Organism: Amaranthus tricolor (Joseph's coat)
Lineage: Eukaryota; Viridiplantae; Streptophyta; Magnoliopsida; Caryophyllales; Amaranthaceae
Product: nuclear intron maturase 4, mitochondrial
Exons: 5
Coding region: 169-2583 (804 amino acids)
Biological process (GO): mRNA processing
Source: RefSeq, a predicted model, not a curated record